This is a messenger RNA of Candidula unifasciata, 351 nucleotides long. Lineage: Eukaryota; Metazoa; Mollusca; Gastropoda; Stylommatophora; Geomitridae. The record is from the annotation of a GenBank genome assembly.
ACUAAAUGCCUAUGUCAACCAUGUAUAGUGUGUAGACGUUUUCUUUUAAACCAUUUGUUUAUAAGCCCCUUGAGCACCCCCCCCCCCUUCUCUCCCCCUUCUGCCACUGUCUCACUGUCUAAGGACAGAGGAGACAACAAGGCAACAAUGGUAGACAACAGAAUAAACUGUCUGGUUGUAGCUAGUCUAGCUGCGGGGCACGUACCUAGGGUAUGGAGCCGGCUGGGAAUCAUGAAUAGACGAGAAAUAAAGCCACUAUUGUUACCGCGUCUGGUUAGUUACCGCACGAUAUCGUUAGAUACCACACGUGAGAAAUACAAUGAUUUCACUAAGCGCGGACAUAAAUCCUGA